GUUUAUGUGAAGACUCAAACAAAAUAAGUAAAUUCCUAUGUGUAAAUGUGAUUUUCCCUGAUUUUGAGAGGGUUGCUAGGAGACAACUGUCCACUAACUCGAGCUGCAACAUGUCGACUGGUUACUCAGCCAACCAGUAUGAAAGCGCCUUUAAGUCGCAAAAGCUCCAGAACUGGACAAUUCCAAAACAUUUCAAAGAGAGACCUUCUGCAGCGGAUGGCUACACCACAUUUAUAGUGACAGACCGUGGCCACCUUCUGCAUGGUGUAAAAACAAAGAUGGGAAGUGCAUGGCCAUCAGUCCAGGGCACAUGGGAUUUACCACAUCAUUUCUCACCUGUUUAUGUUAACCCCACUGCCCGCUCACAAGAGGGCCUAGAUCGCAUCAGGACCUGGGGAAAGACGAAAUCUUCCACAAGUCAGGCUCGAAAGGCCUCUCAAAACAUGGAAAACCAAAAUGUGAGCCAGCCUGCUAAAGAGUCGCAAAUACUUGAGAGCCUAGAUGGGCAAGAGAUUCACACAGAGCAACCCAGACCCAAUUCACAGCAAAGCCAAGCCAAGUCUAGACCAACAAGCCAGUCUGGUCAAAAAGUCCAGCCCGAAGAGGUAAACGUUCAGGAAAAUCAGGCCCAAUCUAGACCUGCAAGUCAACACAGCCACCCGACACAGUCCAGACCGGCCACUCAGCAAAGUUAAAUUAAGACCACAAACCCAGUACAGCAGACCAGCAUUGCAGCAGACACAUCACCUGAAUAAUCACAUAUCCUCUUCUUCAUAAUUUUUUUAUUAUCUAUUUUAUAUAAAAAACAGGGUUUCUUUAUGGAUAUUUUUGUUUCUGUUGAUUUACAGCUUUACUUAGCUUUCCAUUUGCUUUACAAUGUUUGUGUGGGUCUGAACACAUCAACUAAAUUGUUUCAAAGAAGAUUAGUUUUACUAAAUGGGUUUUAUAAUGGAAUCUUGAUAUGUAACCCAAGAAAAUAUAACCAUUUUACUUUCAUAAUGCUUUAAUAUCUGCAUUUCAAUAAUAUUCUGAAGAGAUGAGAACAACAUGAGAUAUUUUUCAUAUCCUUUAUUUGCUGAAAUAAUUUAAUGCACUGACACACCUGUAGUCCCACUAGAACACAGCAUCAGCUUGAUUCACUAGUUGUCGGUUUGUCUUUUGGUGCUUGAAAGCAAAUGAGGGAUUUUAAAACAAGCAGAACUGUAAGCUUAAGGAACUGAAGAUGAACUUACAGUGAGAGUGAGUCCUGUAAGUCAAUAACAUAAUCAAAGCUUGUACUAAGUAUAACUUUGUUCUACUCUGUUGAUAAAUAUUAAACAGUUGCAUGGUCACAA
Triplophysa dalaica is the source of this 1334-nucleotide messenger RNA. RefSeq names its product cilia and flagella associated protein 126 (gene cfap126). The record is from RefSeq and is a predicted model, not a curated record. The coding region runs from base 111 to 695 and encodes 194 amino acids. Gene Ontology annotation, cellular component: ciliary basal body. Gene Ontology annotation, biological process: cilium organization. The transcript is spliced from 5 exons. NCBI's taxonomy places the organism in Eukaryota, Metazoa, Chordata, Actinopteri, Cypriniformes, Nemacheilidae.